UAGCAAUCAGUAAUGAUAAGGAGGUAAAUUUUUGUGUAUAAUCAUAAUCAAUACUGUGUUCAUAGAUGGAAAAUGUUUUAGUAAAUACAUUUUACUAACAUGGAUAUGAAUAGUGGUGUAAAUCCGGCUCAAAGUGACACUGUGAGAGAGCAGUUGUAUUUAAAUAGUGAAGAGGAGAAAGCUGUGUAUCACAGAGAGCCACCGCCAUCAUAUGAUGCGACAUUCAACUCCGCCAACACUGUGCCUGAACCAGUGACCAAUCAGCCAACGUCUCGGACUGUAAUCAUACACGCGCCACUAAAGGAUUCGCCGAUGGUCUAUAAUUGCCCCAAAUGUGAUGAAAGGAUUGUCACUGCUGUAACACAUAUAAACACACAGAGAACUCAUAUGCUUGCUGGUUUUCUUUGUGGAGUCUUUUGUUGGUGUUGCCUUUGUUGUGUUGCUGCAGUCCCCUACCUAACAAAAGUAUUUAAGGAAACACAGCACCAUUGUCCCAACUGCAAAUCAUUUUUAGGUUCCUAUUCUAAACUAUAAUUACCUGAUCUAGUUUCCGUUACCUACUUACAAGUUCUAAUAAAUUCUAACAAUUUGUAAAAUAUAAUACCAGAUAAUUUGUUUUAAUCAUGACAUUUAUUCUUAGCUGUUUUGUACAAUAUUUAUGAGAAUAAAUAAAUGUGUCUUCUUUUGCCUUGUAGUAGAAGAUAUUUGUUCUCUUCCAGCCAGUGAUAACAUCU
Messenger RNA from Spodoptera litura, 734 nucleotides. Its product is annotated as lipopolysaccharide-induced tumor necrosis factor-alpha factor homolog. NCBI's taxonomy places the organism in Eukaryota, Metazoa, Arthropoda, Insecta, Lepidoptera, Noctuidae. Gene Ontology annotation, molecular function: zinc ion binding. The record is from RefSeq and is a predicted model, not a curated record.